UUUUGUGAUAUAUAUGCACAAUCGCCAAUUAUAAUGUUAGAAUAUAGUGAAAAAGAUGUUUCUUGUACUUGGGGGGACAAAAAAUCUGUAAUGAAGGCUUUAUGAACGACCAAUCUUGAAAAAAGCCCUAAAAAAAUUUGUCAUUUGUGAUGUGGUCCCAUGUGUGUCUCUAAACGGGAUCUUAUUAUGCUGGUUCAUACUGUACAAGUGGGACUUAUUUUACUGCAAUUGAUGGUCCAUGUCUUUGAAUCUUUGCUAAAGUAUGCAUUUUUUAUUGUCGGUUUGCUAGUUUUACUAUUUCUGUCAUCUAAAUUAUGGUCUGUGUUGUUUGUUUGUUGUUUUUGUUUCUUAUUUUUUUUUAAAUGUAGAUAAUGAUAGUACGAAAGUGACUGUGAAGUGUCACUUAUGGGGAAAAUGUGAAACUGAACCUGAUGUUCAUUAUGAGGGAGGUGAAUUAAGGGUGUUUGAUCAUGUAGAGGUCACAGGUAUAAGCCUUUUUGAAAUGGAUAGAAUGUUAGAAAGUCAGGAUAGAGAAUUGCAUGUCUAUUGUGUUAAUCAAUUUGAGUAUGGAAGGGUAGUUGAUUUGUACACAGAGGUUUCUUUUAGUGAGUUAUUAGCAUCAUAGUGGGGGUUUGAUAUUGAUGAUGAAGAUUUUGUAUUAGAAAAUGAAGAUGAUGAAUCUGAUAGUUAAUAUAUAGAGGGUUCUAAUUCUGGAAAAUUCUCAAGAAAAUAUUCUGAUUAUGAGCAAAAUUCUGAUGACAAUGACUAUGAAGAAAAUGUUGAUCAUAAUUUAGAAUAGUUAGGGGUAGAAAAUCACAGGAAACAGUAGCUUAAAAGGAAUAAAAAAAAGAAUAUGUAGAGGAAACUAGGGGACAAACAGUGAGUAAUUCUGAUACUGAUGAUGAUAAAUCCGACAUAGAUGUUGCACCAGAUUCAAGUUUAGAUAUUGAUAGUCUCCAAGGUUCAGAUAAAGAGGGUUAUUUAAAACCCCCUAUGUAUGACCCCAAGGAUGCAGAUAACCCCAAUCUUGAAAUUAGGCAGGUAUUUAUCACAUUCAAGAAGUUUAAAGAGACAGUUAGAACCUGAAAUAUCAAGUGGGGUAGACCAUUUAAAUUUACCAAGAGUGACACCAUUAGAUGCAGGGCAAUUUAUCCUAAAAAAGAAUGUGACGGGUACAUAUAUGCUAGGAAGAUGAAAGGUGAUGGCAGAUUAGAAAUUAGAACAUUCCAGCAGAAACACAAGUAUGGGUUUUCAUAUCAUAACAAGAGUGUGAAAUCUGGGUGGGUUGACAAAAUAUUUUAAGACAUUUAGGGAGAAUACCAAGAUGGAUUAUGCUAGCUUCAAAAAUCCGGUAAUGAAAGAGAACAAGUGCUAUUUGAGUAGACAUCAAGGCUAUAGAGCUAAAAAAAAUUGGCAGGAAGUUGGCCCAAGGUAGAGAUGUGAACCAGUACAAUAAGUUGCCCAAGUAUAUCAAUAAAAUCUUGAGAAGUAACCCAGGUAGUACUGUAGUAAUGAAUGUGGCAGAAGACUACUGUGAUUUAGUCAUCAAACAAGAAAAAUAUCAAAGUUUGUACAUGUGCUUCGCUGGUGUGAAAAAAGAAUUUUUAGAUGCUUGUAGGCCUGUAUUUGGAUUAGAUGAGACUUUCCUCAAAGGUGCGGUUGGUAGAGUAUUACUGAUAGCAGUUGAAGUUGAUCAAAAUAAUGGUUUGUAUCCAAUUGCUUAUGCAGCAACUGAGAGAAAAACUAAGAAUUCCUGAAUUUGAUUUCUUAUUUUACUUAAUGAGGAUCUAAAAAUUGAAAAAGAUUAUGAAUGGACCAUAAUGAGUGACAAGCAGAAGGGCAUAAUUCAAGCAUGUAAUUCAAUUUUUUUAGGGGCUAAUCAUAGAUUUUGUGUGAAGCAUAUGCAUAGCAAUAUGGUAGCUGCUGGAUUCAAAGGGACAGCCAUGAGGCAAGUCUUAUGGAAAGCAUCUAAGGCAACUACUCAUGCACAAUUCAUAAGAAGAAUGGAAGCCAUAGCAGAACUGGAUGUUGAUGCAAUUAAGUGGUUAGAGGACAAGAAUCCAGUUGAGUGGAGUAGAUCACACUUCAGAACAUUUCCUAAAUGUGAUAUGUUGUUGAAUAACUUAUGUGAAUCAUUUAACAGUGAAAUAUUAGAUGCCAGGGAAGGGUCCAUUGUUGUCAUGAUGAAGGCAUUGAAACAUUUUGUCAUGCAAAGAAUGCAAGAAAAUAGAGAUAGAGGUAGGAAAAAACGAAGUAAAUUUGGUUUCUAUCCAAAAAUUAGAAAAAUGAUGAAGGUUAAUAUUGACAAGGCAACUUACUAUGUGUCUUACAAAUCAAACUAUGUCAGUUUUGAAGUUAUUGGUCCUUAUGGUGAUAAGUGGGCAGUCAAUAUUUAGGAUUGGACUUGCUCAUACAGGAAAUGGGAUUUGACAGGGAUACCAUGUAUUCAUGCAAUUUCAGCUUUGUGGAUUGCUAUGAAGGCCCCUAUGCAGUACAUUGAUGACUGUUAUAGUGUUAAAAAAUAUCUUAAGUGUUAUGACCCUUGCAUUUUACCUGUGAAUAGAGCGUAUGAGUGGGAAGAUGUAGAUGUUCAGCCACCCAUGUCACCAACUUAUGGAAGAGUAUCAAGAAGACCAAAGAAACAGAGGAGAAAAUCUGGUGAUGAGAUACAGCAAACAAAGGACCAGGCAAGAAGAGAGGAAGCAGGUGUUGCAGCCAGUCAAAUAAGAGAACAGGGGCAGAAAACACAAGCAAAUCAGAAGGAUAUGAGUUUCUCACAACUAGAUGACAUGAUAGUAGAUAACUCUGUCAGGGGCAACACUUCAAAUGCAAAGAAGAGGAGAACAAAAACAUCAAGAAAUAUGUUGGAAAUGACACCAAACGAAGUGCAAAGCAAAUAGAUUCAUCACAGAACAACCCAACAACUGGUGAUGACAGCAUAAUAUCUUUUGCCCCUACUGCUUAACCAAACCUGCGUGAAGCUUUUGGGAUCCUAGAGCAUUUUGUGGUACAUUGCAGUCAACCAGUUGGCCAAGGAAGAACAGUAAUACCUUUUAGGAUCAAAGAUAUUCAAAUUCACCUUGCAAUGACAAAGGAAAAGCCAACAUCAACUAACUGAUAUGUAGUUAAUCAGCACCUUUUGGAUGUUGCUAAUCAGUACCUAGCUUAAUGUUAAUAAUCAACACCUUUUGGAUGGUUGUGUUGCUGAAUUUGAUUAGUAGUAACUUUUGUCAGAUUAGUAGCUUUUGUACAUUGGUAUUUAGAACUCAUGCAUCUUGAGAACAAGUCAGCGUGAACAUGACAGUUUUAAAGUUUGUAAUCAUUUCUGGCAAAUGACAAAACAGUGUCUAUUUAAUGGUUGUAAUAAAUUCUGAAUGUAUCUUUUGCAUAUUGGUUCCAAACCAGUAAUGAAUUCUUCUUUUA
This is a messenger RNA of Coffea arabica (coffee), 3423 nucleotides long. The record is from RefSeq and is a predicted model, not a curated record. Lineage: Eukaryota; Viridiplantae; Streptophyta; Magnoliopsida; Gentianales; Rubiaceae.